Choloepus didactylus (southern two-toed sloth) is the source of this 982-nucleotide messenger RNA. It is a transcript of the gene BRI3, whose product is annotated as brain protein I3. The transcript has 4 exons. Lineage: Eukaryota; Metazoa; Chordata; Mammalia; Pilosa; Megalonychidae. Bases 125 to 595 code for a protein of 156 amino acids. The record is from RefSeq and is a predicted model, not a curated record.
UGACUGGCCGGGAGGCGCGAGGGGAAGCCCGCGGCGCGCGCCUCGCAGAGGGGCCCCGCCCGCCGCCCGCGCGCCCCCGGGAGCAGCCCCCGGGAGGAGCCGCCGCCGGGCCGGGCCGCCCGCCAUGGCCCACAAGCCGCUGCUGCAGGAGCGGCCCCCCGCCUACAGCCUGGAGGCCGGCCGGGGCGACUGCGCGUGCGGCCCGCGCGGCUACGGGGCCAUCCCCAGCGCCCCGCCGCCGCCCUGCCCCUACCUCGUCGCAGGGAUACCCACCCCCCACCCCAGGGUCUACAGCAUCCACGGCCGGCACGUCACCCGCUACCCGGCCAACUCCAUCGUGGUGGUCGGAGGCUGCCCGGUCUGCAGAUUAGUGGCGAGGACUCCGCUUUUACACGUGCUGAGUAGUAACUUGCAGAGUCGGGGUUCUGGAGGACUCCUUCACCUUCCUGGGCAUCUUCCUGGCCAUCAUCCUCUUCCCCUUUGGAUUCAUCUGCUGUUUUGCCUUGAGGAAGCGAAGAUGCCCCAACUGUGGAGCAAACUUUGCUUAAAGGGAACAAUACACCGAGCUUUCCUACACUCAGUUAUCUUUUUCUAAUGUAAAUGUCGUGUACAAUAGCUUUAUUUGAUUAAGCUUCAGGACUGUUUUGUAAAGUGCGGUGGGCUAGAUCGGUGGGCUAGAUCGGCGUUUGCGGGCAGGGGGAGGUUACAGAGCACGGACACAUGGGGACGCACGCGCUCCCAAAGUUAAUGACAACUCAGUAAAGCGCUGCUUUUAUUUUUUGCAGUCUUCAAUUUGAGAAAGGUGAGAGAGACUUUUAAUAAAGGAGAUUCAUACCAUUGUUUACCUGGUUCUGCUCAUUCGGUGUUUGUACGCUGCCAGGUGCAUAAAAAAGAUUUUGUUACGGAAAACCUCUAUGAAAGCAGACACACACGUCCCUUGCCAUUAUACAGUUUUAAAAAUAAAACUUCCUUGUCACUUCAA